Suillus discolor is the source of this 255-nucleotide messenger RNA. RefSeq lists its product as uncharacterized. The record is from RefSeq and is a predicted model, not a curated record. Bases 1 to 255 code for a protein of 84 amino acids. NCBI's taxonomy places the organism in Eukaryota, Fungi, Basidiomycota, Agaricomycetes, Boletales, Suillaceae. The transcript is spliced from 2 exons.
AUGCAGACGCAAGCCCAGUCGGUGUACACCUCAGACCCUGAACACAGACUGAUAUGUGUUUACUCGUUAAUUGAUGAUGUUCGAAAGAUCUUUGUCAUCUCCACGAAGAUUUUCUUCGACAUCGACCAAGCAGCGGUAAUACCAUGGACUCAGUGGGGCCCUGGACAUGAAUCGGGUUUUGCUGGUGGACAAGAUAACGUCAAAGAUGUACAAGUUGUGUAUGAUGGACUUCAGCCCGCUGGCCGUGGCGAAUAG